Molecule: messenger RNA, 630 nt
Organism: Gamsiella multidivaricata
Lineage: Eukaryota; Fungi; Mortierellomycota; Mortierellomycetes; Mortierellales; Mortierellaceae
Exons: 1
Coding region: 196-537 (113 amino acids)
Source: RefSeq, a predicted model, not a curated record
CACGAAAUUGAUGGGGUCUAGUAACAAAACGACGCAAAAGCUCUCGGCCACGAGGCAGAAAAAAAGAACAUCUCUUCUCUUCUCAGCCCAUAGCUUCGUCACCUUGUCCUGAUCUGGCAUCAAAAAUAAAUAAAAAACGUUUUUCAUGGGAGAUUGCUCUCGUAUAUUUCCGAUACUCAUUCCUCUUUUUAGUACAUGUCGUUGGUCAUCAUCACCCUAUGCUCGCCUUGCUUCUUCAUAGCAAACCAGGGCUCUCAUUUCCUCAUUUUUUUUUUAAGAAAGAGAAAGCGGACAUUGAAGAAGUGCGGACUACGAUGCUUGCCGGGAAAUAUACUAUCCAACCGUUGCGCACGGUGGCCAUGCGGCGUUUCUAGUGCAACCAUGCAAUAUAACAGUCUCCACAUACAGUUGUACAGCAUUGAAGUUAAUACCAUGAUCCAGAAAAAAAAAUGCAACAUUCAUAGGAUAUGGAUACGCCCGGAUGUAGCACUGGGGGUCUACAUGUGCGCUGAAAUACCAAUGUCUCUAAAAAAGUAGUAUAGAGAAAGUAAUGAGGCAGUGUAAGGUACUUUCCCUGGAGCAUGUUGACGCAACCAAGUAUCGAAAAAGGUAUCGGACCAAAAAAAAUAA